AUGGAGUCCAUGAAGCACACAAUUGCUGAGCUUAGUGAACACUUCAACUCAAAAAUGGCAGAGUUUCAAAAACAACUUCAAACUUCUUCGGCAUCAGCAACAAGCCCAGCUUCUACUAUUGCUACCCAAUUUAGCACUUUUAGAAGUUUCGUUUUGACUGCAUUAGAGGGCCUCCAGAAGCAGCUUGAUGUUCUAUCUAGAAAACAAGAUGAAUUUGAAAUGAGAUCCCGGAAGAAAAUUCUACUAAUCCAUGGUGUUCAAGAAAGUAAGAAUGAAAAAAUGUCCCAAGUUGUUACCAAAAUAAUUUCUGAGAAUUUAGAUAUCCCUCUCAAAGAGGAUGACAUUAGUCAUUGUCACCGCUUAGGGCAUUCUAGAUCUGAUAAACCUAGAGCCGUCCUUGUUAAGUUCAAAAAUUUUUUCUCUUCGGAACAAAAUUUGGUAUUCCAAGUCAGGCCUCAAGAAUUCUGGGAUAACCCUGUCAGAGUUUCUCACCAAGGAACGGCA
Molecule: messenger RNA, 504 nt
Organism: Brenthis ino (lesser marbled fritillary)
Lineage: Eukaryota; Metazoa; Arthropoda; Insecta; Lepidoptera; Nymphalidae
Source: the annotation of a GenBank genome assembly